Messenger RNA from Cercospora beticola, 2226 nucleotides. RefSeq names its product Pal1 family protein. Lineage: Eukaryota; Fungi; Ascomycota; Dothideomycetes; Mycosphaerellales; Mycosphaerellaceae. Gene Ontology annotation, cellular component: cytoplasm. The record is from RefSeq and is a predicted model, not a curated record.
GACUGCAGACCUCCCUCCCUCGCACCAGCGUCCCUAUGCUGCAGCGCGCGCCCGCCGACGAGACCGACAUACAUACAAUAGCACCGGCAUCCACCAGCCGAGCAGAACUACCUGACGACUAGCAACCGGAGCCGUUAGUGCGCCAAUCGACUGCGCGCAUUCCACCGGGCGGCGUGAGAGGAGAAGCAAAGCAAAGCCAGCCCAGCACGCGGUCACGCUGCACGCCACCGUCGUCCAUAUAUUCACCCACGCGCACCCGCUCGCGCGCCGCCCAUCCUCGUGCACCGCUGCCCCGUCACCCCCCAAGCAGACGUGCAAAGGACGCGAGCCGGCAGCAUGGCAUUCUUCGCCGAACCCGCGGCGGCUUCAGACCGCCAGCGCGCUCCCGUUGGCCUGUCAUUAGACCUCCCUCCCACCAAUCUGCCGUCGCCGUCCUUUUCGAGCAACAACCCCUUCAGAAGGGCCGCCUCGCCGUCACCACGACACCCGAGUUUCAAUAGCAACACGCUGCCCGUCGUGCAGCGACCCGAACGUCCAAUGUCGACCAAUCCGUUUCUCGACGACGACGAGGUCGCUCGCCUGCGACAGCAACAAGCCCGCCCCGUGCAAGUGCCCGAGGACAUCUUCAAUGACCUCUCUCUCCUGGACAAACCACUAUCAAAUGGACAGAGUGGAGCAGGCGCAUACAUCGUGAAGCGACCAGAAGAUCGAGCUCCCCCUCGUCCCAGUGGCCCACCUCCCACGUACCGACCAUCUGGCGAGCGCGAUCGACCACCCCGACCAGUUCGUAGCCCCGACAAAAGCACAUUUCCGCGCUCCCGACCACGACGAGCGUCGGAAUCCUCAGUCAUGGAAAAGGAACGCCGUCCACGCGUAGAGCGCGAAGAGCUUCGUGAGCGUACAGAGUCCUCCGAACGUCGACGGGCUGAGAGGCGAAAGGAGCGGGAGGAACGCCACAAGCGAGAGAAAGAGAGGGUUCGCAAUGGCGAGAAACCACGACGCAAGCCUCAAGGAUUGGACAUUAUUGACAAACUGGACGUGACCGGCAUCUACGGUCAAGGCUUGUUCCACCACGAUGGUCCCUUUGACGCAUGUAAUCCGCAUCGAAACUCCAAGAAGGACCGCCGUGCACCAAUGCAGGCCUUUCCAGCCGAUUCGGCAAAUAUGCAGCUCGGAGGCGCUGGACCGCUUCGAUCUCAGCUUGAUCUGGACAAAUUCCACGGACGAGGAGAAGAAGGAUUUUCAGAGUACGCCGCGACACGAAAGAAGACCGAGACGAACCAGUGGAAGACGGAGCCCGUUACCAUCGAUCCUCUUCAGCGUGGCGAGUUAGUACACGGUCAAGAGACGAAUGGUUUGGGAACUUCUACAUUCCUGGAAGGUGCACCAGCUAGUAGGAAAGACAUGCAGCGCCGGGACUCGGAAGAUCCAGAGCUUAACGUGGGUGGUCUGUCGCGAAAGAAGUCCAUUGCGCAACGCUUCCGCGGCAUGUCCGCUUCUCGACGUGAUCGACCUGCUGAUCUCCGGAGCCCAGAGGCACGAUAUCAGUAUGGUGGACCAACAAGCCCACCCAUUCCACAGACGAAAGCCAUCAGCGCUGGAGGACCUGUGAAGGCCAAGUACAGCAAAGACAAUGAGAUCAACCCAUUCGACAGCGACUACGAGGCGGCCUUCGACAAGAAAGGCACACAGAUCCGAAUUGCUGAACAGGAGAGACCACGAAACCGUUCACGAGCUGGAAGUAGCCCCAAGGCCCCGCCUCUCACUAGAACUCAGACGAGCGAUGCCCGUCUACCCAGCAGAAACGGCAGAGUCAGCAGUGGCGACGAGGAGCGACCAAGUGGUGUCAGCGGCUUCUUGAACAGAAUGCGAUCGGUCAAGGGAGGACCGCGAAGGCCACGCGCGGCUGAGUAGCGAAGGGGACAAUCGCCAUAUGUCUCCUUUUCAGCUGUUGUUUUUUAGGAUAUGGACCGGGGAGGGCGGCACCCGUCGGUCGUCGUUGAGCAUGGGAGAGAUAAUUUGGACACCGGUACCGGUUUGACCUUGUCGCCAGAAGGAGGCGACUACCCUCAAAUUGGGCAUAAUAAUGAGUGUCUGAUCGAGCCAUCGCGCGAAUUUGACCGUGCUGGCAUCUGGCCUAACAGCACACUGCGCAACUGCAGUCAAUCAAUAGAGACAGUUCUUCACAAGCUCCAUAGAAAUUGAUGAAUGCCUUGAAGCCAACUC